This is a messenger RNA of Colletotrichum higginsianum IMI 349063, 492 nucleotides long. Its product is annotated as Epoxide hydrolase. The record is from RefSeq and is a predicted model, not a curated record. The coding region runs from base 1 to 492 and encodes 163 amino acids. The transcript has 3 exons. NCBI's taxonomy places the organism in Eukaryota, Fungi, Ascomycota, Sordariomycetes, Glomerellales, Glomerellaceae.
AUGAGGUCUAGGACUACGUUGGGUCGAUCGGCUUGCAGAACGCCACACGCGGUAGUAGGCCCUAGUGGCGAACUAGCUAUUAAUGUUAGCGGCAAAGGGCUUAACUUCAAUUUGCUUGAGGGUGUAACUGAAGAUACGCCCCUACUUAGUAAGACGGAAAUCGACUAUUAUGUUGAUAGCUUUACUAAGCUAAACUGGGAGGAUGAGCUGGCACUGGUGCUGGGCAAUGGCACCUAUACCUGCAGGUUCUUGCAGCCUGCCCUCUUUAUUGCUGCAACCUUGGACCUGACGCUCCCCCUAUCUCUAUCGACGGGUAUGGAAACGUACUUUGACAAUUUGAGUCGGAGAGAGGUGAACGGCUUGCAUUGGAUGAGGUGGGAAAAGCCUGCUGAGGUUGAAACCUACGUCGGAAAUUGGUUGACUAGCUCCGUCUUGGGAAACUCGUUCCUUGACUUGAACCUUACAACCGGACUUGGGCUAACAGCGCUCUGA